This is a messenger RNA of Emys orbicularis (European pond turtle), 1224 nucleotides long. Its product is annotated as zinc finger protein 135-like. Gene Ontology annotation, biological process: regulation of transcription by RNA polymerase II. The transcript is spliced from 2 exons. NCBI's taxonomy places the organism in Eukaryota, Metazoa, Chordata, Testudines, Emydidae. The record is from RefSeq and is a predicted model, not a curated record. Gene Ontology annotation, molecular function: DNA-binding transcription factor activity, RNA polymerase II-specific; RNA polymerase II cis-regulatory region sequence-specific DNA binding. The coding region runs from base 1 to 1224 and encodes 407 amino acids.
AUGGAGCACGGGGACGAGCCGUGUGUCCGGGAUCUCCAGGGCGCCGAGGAAAGGGAGACCCUAGCCGUCACUUGCACAGGUGCAGAAGUGGAGGAGAAUCCCCAGCAGGAAGAGUGUAUGGGAGCGGACCCACACGGGAUGCCCCAGAGCCCCGAGCGGAGAGAUGCUGGCCGGCCAGGAUGGCAGCAGGGAGACUCCGUGGAGGAGGGACCUGAUGAGUGUGAAGCUUAUGGGAUCCCUGAAAACAUCAUUAUUCUGGAAACCACCUUCAUGGGAGAGAGACCCUAUAAAUGCCUUGUCUGUGGGAAAUCCUUCAGCCAGAGCUCCCACCUUGUCCAGCAUCAGCGGAUCCACACCGGGGAGCGACCCUACAACUGCCCCGACUGUGGGAAGAGCUUCAGCCAGAGCUCCCACCUCGCCCAGCACCAGCGCAUCCACACCGGGGAGCGGCCCUACCAGUGCGUUGAAUGUGGGAAGAGCUUCAACCGCAGCCACACGCUGGCUAAGCAUGUCCGCACCCACAUGGGCUCGCAGCCCUACAUCUGCCCUGAGUGCGGGAAGAGCUUCAGCCUCAGCUCCCUCCCUCAGCACCUGCGAUCCCACCUGCCCGGGAAGCUCUACACCUGCUCUGAUUGUGGGAAGGGCUUCAGCAGCAGCUCCAACCUGGCCCAGCACCAGCGCACCCACACGGGCGAGCGGCCCUACAAAUGCUCAGACUGUGGGAAAGGCUUCAGCCAGAGCUCCAACCUGGUGAAGCACCAGCGCACCCACACGGGGGAGAAGCCCUACAAGUGCACCGAGUGCGGGAAGUGCUUCACCCAGAGCUCCACCCUCAUCCAGCACAGGCGGAUCCACCGGGGCGAGCGUCCCUACAAGUGUCCCGAGUGCGGGAAGAGCUUCGGCCUCAACUCGUCGCUGGGGAAGCACCUGCGCAUCCACACCGGGGAGCGGCCCUACGAGUGCACGGAGUGCGGGAAGAGCUUCAACCUGAGCGCCAACCUCAUCCAGCACCAGAGGAUCCAUCGUGGAGAGCGGCCCUACAAAUGCCCUGAGUGUGGGAAGUGCUUCAAUCUGAAGUCCACCCUGGUCAAACACCUGCGCACCCACACAGGAGAGAGACCCUAUAAAUGUAGCCAGUGUGGGAGGAGUUUCAUCGACAGCUCCAAGCUCAGCAAACAUGCCAGGACCCACGUGGCAGAGAAGUCUCCGCAGGAGGUGCAAUAA